Fulvia fulva is the source of this 273-nucleotide messenger RNA. RefSeq lists its product as uncharacterized. NCBI's taxonomy places the organism in Eukaryota, Fungi, Ascomycota, Dothideomycetes, Mycosphaerellales, Mycosphaerellaceae. The record is from RefSeq and is a predicted model, not a curated record. The transcript has 4 exons. The coding region runs from base 1 to 273 and encodes 90 amino acids.
AUGCAAGCUCUGCGAUGCAAGCUCUGCGACACGAGACUAACUGUAUGCAGAGACGACGACGACUGGACCGCUGGCGGCCAGCAAUUCAACAAUGACGACGACGACGACAUGGUCGGUGGCUCCGGCCAGAACAUUACUAACGACGACGACGACGAAGACGACACGGCUAGUCCCUCCUCUGCCGCACCGCUGCCUGCUCCUAAGAAGAAGAGAGGUCGUCCUACGGGUACGACGAAAGUCACUCGUAGGCGACCUGUGGUCGCUAGCAAGUAG